AUGUGUUUAUGCGGGUUGCUGUCCAUAUCGCACUCGGUUAAUUUGGUCAUUUGUAUCGAGGUUUGUCCAUUUUAUCUCAUUUUUCUCAUCUUUUUAUCACCAAAAAUAUCAUAAAUACUUCAUUUAUCCAAAUAGAACUCUCUAUUCUCAAGAAUCUGCUUUUCACGAUUUUUCUCUCUCUUUUUUCAAUCAAUCAAAAAUGAACCAACGCUUUAGUUGACUUGAAGGUUUCAGUUAUAAUUCAAUUUCUGAGUUUUGAGAAGUCGUCAAUGUGAAUAGAUAAGGAUAGAAAAGGCAAGGAGAAGAAAAAUGGUAUAGAAAAAAAUUUAUUUGGUAUAAGUCCCACGAAAAGUCAAAAGGUAGUGGUUUGAAAAUUUGAUGAAAUUUGGUAUAAAGGUACUCUAGGCCACCCUGAUACCAAACGAAUUGAAACAAUGUGCCUUUUUGUGUUUUAUUCGAGUUUUUUAAUGAAUAAAUAAAUGGCAAAAAUAAAUCCCACCUAAAAGAUUCGAACCCGCAUCACAAGAUCCACAGGCAAGGCCCCUAGCCACUACACCACGCUGCCUUCUGGCAGCUUCUAAUCUCAAAAUUCAAUUUUUUUUCAGCUCAAAGUACCGUGAAAAAAGAUACGAAAACUAUUUAUUGCUCACAACUUCCUCAUAUAGGGCUCAACUUUUACAAAACUUUAUAGAGCUGAUUUUUUUUUCCUGCGAACUGAAAUUCCACCACAGUGAUGCAAAUAACGGUCACCACAUCUACAGAAAGUUCAAAAAGAUCAAACUCCACACAAGAAAGUUGUGAUCGAAAAAAGCGUUUUUUUCGUAUCUUACAAAGCUUUAUUUGGGAUUGGUGUCCUGAAAUACAUAAAUAUCAAGCUUCAACAUUUUCACAUCAUCUAAGGCAUUCCCCAUGCUCAGUUGACAAGAAAGUUUUCAUCAAGAACCCUGAAAAUUUAGGUAUUUUUCGCCCUGGUUCUGCUGAUCCAAUCGCCUGAUUUGCUCACAAUGAACGGGACGUAUUUCUAUUUUCUGGGCAUGUUCGACGGCGGCGGCAUCUUCUUCUUCACUCUUCAUGUUACUGGUUCGUUUUGGAAUUUUUUUUUGAGAAAAAGAGAGUUGAAGCUUUUGGAAAGUUUGAAAAUUUCGCCAGUGAAUAAGAGAAAAAAAAGGCCUAGCACUAAAGCCAAUGAUCGCACGAGGAAUGGCUAACGCGGUUUGCGCGUCCGACCCAAAGCGGCUUUCGCACAGAACAUACAAAUUUUGAUUAAUAGGUGGAUCGUGAAUUGAAGAACAUGUAGGCUUUUCUGAAAGUUGGAAGAGCCUUGAGAAACAUUAUUUGAAGCCAUUUUUUAACCAGUUAAUCCUAAAAAAUUGGGUCUUAAUAAGCAGCGCAAUACACUAAUUAAUGAAAUUACAUUGGGAUUUUCGGUGCAUCAUUUUGCAGUUAGGCUGACUUCAGUCUGUCGCCAAAAAUCUAAAACCCUUAAAUUUGAUGAUUUGACUACUAAGGAUGAGAAGACGAAUAGAAGCAUUGAAAAAUUUUAUUUCGAAAUAUUCAAAAUACGCUCUUCUUUGUAUUCCUGUUUCCUUGAAAAACCUCAUUUUUCCAUUUUUCAGGCGCCUGCGAAGUCUGGUGGUGUCUUCUGACCGUUGAAUACUACCGACACAUGUGUACCCAGAAGCUCCAGCCUCCUUGGAGUAUCGAUCCGAUCGUUUUCAGUAAAAAUAGCGUUGUUUAAUUUUGUUAUAUUUCUUUUCAAUUUUCAUCACGGGUUUCUUCACAAUUUUUGCAUCAAAAGCUCAAAAUAAAGGGUUCGAAUUUUUUUAUCGCUUGAAAGUUUUUUAUAAAAUGCUGCGCUGUGAAGAGACAUUUGUUCAUUGAAGAGUUAUCCGUUUUUCAAGUUUUUCGAUUUUGGAAAAAAAUCCAAAUUUGCUUAGUUUAAGUUUGAAUAACGUUGUGUAUCACCUUUUCUGAGAAUAAUCAAGAAUAAUGUAACGUGAAAACUUUAAAAGGCAUUCGCUUGAAUUUUCAACUCAAAAGUUGAGAUUUUCAAAUUUUGUUGGUUACUGUAUCACGCUAGAUCGUAAACACCACGUCAUUGCGGAAAUCGCAUUUUAUUUCACGUGCAGCUCCCGCCGUUUUACGCAUGUUUUAAAAAAAAAGAUGGUAUAGCUGAUUCACGGCUCUCUUGAGCCAUCGAGAAAAGGGUCCUGCCACGAAAAUAGACGAGACAGUGCCUUGGUUAGUGGAGAGUGCAGACAGGCCACGUCUUUUUGCGUCCCAAGCUAGCCGUGAAUCGUCUAUAGUGCGACAUGGGAGGUAAAAAUAAAAGCGGGUCCUAAUUGCGAGUAUCAAAAAGGGUCGUCGUUUAUUGCGCCGGGUACGCAAGCAACGCAUCCUACGCGCGACGGUAGAAAUUGGGAAGAACAUCUUUGCGGACUCCGACGCUCAUUUUCUUUGCUUUUUUCGUCAAUUUUUGUUUAAUUCGUCAUUCUGAUCAGUAAUACAACAUUUUGACUAGAACAAGAAAUGAAACGGUCUUCAGAAUUUUUGGCAAACGAGAAAAAAAAUUUUUUUAAUUAGUGUAAAUAAACAGUUAUAAAACUAAUUUUUGCAAUUUUUCUGAAUAAAUCGACGCGCAAGAGUGAAAAAGAAAAUUAUAAUCCCACAAAAAUUUUUUUAACAUUCGAAAAAAAUUUUUCUUCAAUUUUUACGUUCAGCACUCAACGCCAAAAUAUCGUAUUAUUCAUCAAAAAAAUUAAUUAAACAAAAAUGACGAAAAAAAGCAAAGAAAAUGAGCGUCGGAGUCCGGCGCAAAGAUGUCCUUCCCAAUUUUUUUACCGUCGCGCGUAGGAUGCGUUGCUUGCGUACCCGGCGCAAUAAUCGACGACCCUUUUUGAUAUUCGAAAUUAGGACCCGCUUUUAUUUUUACCUUCCAUAUCGCACUACCAUCUGCUAACGGUCAUUGUCAAUACCGGAACCGAUAAAUUCAGAUCUCCUUUUCAAAUUGAGUAAAAUGUUUAAAAAUGAUACCUUAGUUGCAAUAAAAAUAUAUAAUAAGAUCGGUUUAAAAAAACGAUUCCGAGUCAUUUAAUAAAUGUUCAGUCAUGGAAAAUUGAUUCCACAGCAGCUGUUUUCUUCCUUACUCAAUAAAAAAAACCGGGAACGAGUAAUAAAUCUCAAGUUUUUGAAGACGAAUUACUCGUCGACAACUCAUUGGACGGCCAAAUCCCGUUCCGCUUCUUCGCCUCAUUUUUUCCCUCUUGGCGAAAUGAGCCCCGAGGCGGUUAAAUCGCUGCAAAUUGCUCCAAUUGAGCCGUCUUCUUCUUUCUUUUUUCAUUCGUCUUUACUUUACUCGCCGCCUUUUUUAUUGCUACUUUCCUGUCUUCAGCUGGUCUUUUUUUUGCAAAAAAAAGUUUCUUGGGAGGUUUUUUGAUUUGAGUUGAGGUUUGAACUUUUAAAUUCUGUUUCAGGGCCUUUUACUGUCCUCUUCAAUAGAUCAGGUACGUAUAAAAAUUUUUUUAUUGAGAAUUGAUAGUUGAGAAAAGAAUAAAUUGCAAAAAGCCUUGAGGAUUGAUCCGUUGACUUCACCGUGAUAAACUAACGCUUCAUCCAUUACACCAUAAAAUGCCUUUUUGAAAACUUUGCGAUUAAAAUAAGUGAAGAAGCUCGAAAAAGAUACACUAAAAAUGAAAAAUAAAAAUCGACAAAGCAAGAUAUUAAUAUCACAAAUAUAAAAAAAAUCCAUUUUUUCUAGGAAAAAACAGGAGAAUGGAGGGGCGCGCGCGAGUUGCAUUCUUAGCCCCGCCCAUAUCAUUGUGCCUCGCCCAUUUUUCCGUGCAAAAUGAGUUUUUAAAAAAAGUGGUCCUUUUUCAUUAUUAUUUUUCAAAAUUUAACUUUGAAAAAUUCCAUUCAUUUAUUUCAUUACUAUUCCAUCAAAAAAUACGGCCACUUUUUCUCUUUUUUUAUUUUUCUCCACAAGUCCAAAAAAACUCCAAUGGCUUCUUUCGAAAAUAAAAAGAUUUUUUUGAUAAAAAAACGAGGGUGUCAUGAGAAUAAAACAAGCAUCUUAUAAGGAAAAAAAUAAAAUCUUUACUUCCUGAUUAAAAAAAUAAAAUUAUUCAUCUCCAGAUUGAAGUUUUUUGAAAAUUGAAAAACGCUGGUUUUGACGUUUUUUUCCCGAGAUCUUUAAUCUCCGCCCAUAUUUCCUGAUACUAAUUAGCUAUAUAUCUAUCCGGGUGGAGAACAAAUUUGGAGGAGAAAAAAAAAUAGGAUAUCUCAUUUCCAAUCUGGCUCCGUAGCAUCUUUUUUUAGCUUGUUUUUCUCUUCCAUUUUUUGGAACACCCUCCGUUUUUGUUGGUUUUUUGAACUGAAUGAACAAAUUUCAUCAUUCUACUUAAGCCUUGAGAGAAACUUGAAUUGUGUAUUUUUUUUUGUUUUUUCUUUCCUAUAAAGGAGGUCUUCCUACUUUUCGGUUUGAAAAUUCCUGAAAUUUGGUCAGCACACUUCUUGAUGUACCAGAAGAAGAUCCAGAAAAUAUCAACUUCCAAAACUUCCUAGUUUUCGAGAAACAAAAGCUCAAAGCCCCAAUUUAGCUAUUUUUACAAGUUUUGGGGAUUUUCUUCUACUUUCAGGUGUCCUUUCUAAAUAACUUGGAAUUUUCGCAGGUUGAAACUUUCAGGAUCUUAUUCUAUAGUCUGUUCAGAUUUUGAAUGUCAAGUAGAAUGACGUCAUUCAAAAACGCUCUGUGGGUGGCUCGCUCUCUGAUUGGUUUAUCGCACCAUGAGGGGCGGAGCUUGAGCGACGACUUGACACUCAAAAUCUGAACAGACUAUAGUACAUCAAGAAGUGUUCUGGCCAAUUUUCAGGAAAUUCCCAACCACAAAGUGAAAUGAUCUCCCUUGCUAGUCUAGAUUUUCAAGAUUUUCAAUAAAUCAUCAUAUAAUCAGAAUUUUCGAUUUUUUUCCACUUGGAAGAUUGAAAUAAACCGAUUUUUGAAAUUCAGAACUACAAAAAAAGCCGAUAUUGAUUCUGAUUCGACCUCGCCACGAUUAUCACGCUUCUGACUCCGUACCGCGACACUCUCUACGUAUUUUUCGGCGUCGGUUGUCUCGCCGCCUGGCUUUUCUUCAAUUUGUGGGCCCUCAGGUUCGAUUAGUACAUUUCAACUUCAUAUGUAACUAAAUUGGACCUUCAACAAAAAAAAGAAAAAAAUAUCAACUUUGAUUUUUAAAUCGAGAAAUUUUCCUUGAAGCGGAUUUCCACUAAAAAUACUAAUUUUUUUGUGCAAAUUAUAAAAUUGCUUCAAAAGUUCAAUAAAAAAACAACCUAAAUUUUUUUCUUUUUGGCGUCAUUCAUUGAAGAAAAAAAGGUAUCAAACUUCAAAAUAUCAACAAAAAAACCGGGGUUUUUUUCCCGUCAUUUUGAGUCAAAAAAACAGUUUUUAAACUAUUCAGUUAUAGUCAGAAAGUUGUUAUCUUCGAACAAAAAAAAAAAAAAAGGGCCUGUUUUCUCAGCCAAAAAAACAUUUUUUUAAAUCCUCGUUCGAAAAAGAAUAAACACCAAAGUUUUGGUCAAAUUAAUGCACAGAAAGUUUAUUUUUUUAAAUUCAAUAAAUCUGGGAAUUCAAACUGCUAAGAAACCCUAGAGUGGCUCCUAGGUGGUCCUAAUACAGGUUAGGAAAAAAUUGCCCCUGUGUGGGACAUAAAAGUCCCCUUAAAAUUUAAGUAGUCCCUUUAGAGGUUUCGGGUCUGACUUCCAAGCACCUGAAGCUUAAGUAGUCCCUCCAGGGUCUUUUUCAAAUAUUAAAAACUAAAAACGUAUUUAAAGCCAUGAUCGGUUAAUCCUCUAUUGAAAUACUUUUUGCAAGCUUCAGUGACCACUAUAGGAGGAGGUAAAGUGGUCACUAGAGGAAAAUCUUCAAAGGUUGCCCCUAUAGAGACCACUCUGACAUUCCUGAGAGUGAAACUCUCUUCGAAGCUAUUACUCGUAGGCUUUUUUAGUCAACAUUUCUGAAAAAUAAUUUUUAGCAUGAACGAAGAUUUUUCUCCUUUUAAAAAUCUAACAAAGAUUAUUUUUUUCAAGUUCAGAAAAAAAUAUAUACAUAUAAUGAAUCAAGCCUCUAAUCCCAUGUUUUCCAAGGCCAAUUUUUCAUUCCCCUCCAUAUUUUGGCGUCAUAAAUAUAGGCUAUAAGUAGGCGGGAAAGUACUACAAUUUUCGAUUCGACUAAAACGCCUCGGAAAAGACAAAAAGAAUUUUCCCCCAGGGGGCGAUUUUGGACCAAAGAAAAAAAAAAUCUCGUGCAAAACAAUUACUUAUCCUAGAAAAAAAGUGUGGGUGUUGAGAGAAACGAUGUUUCAAAGUUCUGGAGAGCGGGGAAAUCGAUUAUCUAGAAAAUCACUCUUAAAUUUAGCAUAAACUUUAAUUUUUUUGAGAAACAAAAAAAUAUUUUUAAGAGGGAAUCUUUUUGUAGAAUAAUGCAUAAAAUCCAAAAAAAUCACUCCUAAAUAAUUUAGGCUAAAUUCAGCAAAAAAACUUGAAUUUUAAGAAAAAUUAACUACUUUUAAUAAGAAAAAUCGGAUAGAAAGCAGUUAUUACCGAAUUUUGAUUUUAAAAAAGGACAUGAAGUUUGAAAAAUAACUUAAAAAUGCCGUAAUUGCUUUCAGAAGAAAAUAAUCAAUUUCAAGAAUAAAGAUUGGAAAAAAAGCAGAAAACGAAACUUUUCUUGACGAAAAGUAAUUUUAAAACUUUGAACAUCAAAGUAGCAACAGAAAAUGUUGAAAUAAACAAAAAAAAAAUGAAAAAAAAAAUGCCGAUCGAUAUUGUCCAUAGAGCAACAUUACAUCAUAUUUUCCUGAAUUUUGAGUGAACUGUUUGAAACAGAAGUUAAAGCUUUAUAAGAGGGCGAUUCUCAAAAUUAAUUUUUUUGUACUGAUCCUGCGCCUUUAAUAAGCAAGAGACUCCUUAAGUUAUUUUUGCGAUAAAGCUUGUCAGAAUUGAAAAUCGACCUUUAUUGGUGAUAAAUUGAAGAAAACAGAGCUUUUUUCAAUCAGAAAGUGGGCUUUUUAGUGGAAAGGGAAGGGGACCCUUGCGUGAAUUGGUUCAGUUAGAAAAUUCAAACAACAGAUCAGGGAUUUCAUCGUUCAUUCUCAUUAUUCUUUCUUUGAAACAUGAAUUUGAGUCAAUUUCCGUGAUUAAUUGCAGAGAAUUCUUCUGCCCUUGGUUCUUCCCGCCGCCGUCGAAAAUGAACGAGAACUCACGGAGGGCCGCGGAAAAGUUGCUCCAACUCAAACUUCAAUACGUCAUACAGUACGCUUUUUUCAUAGUUACGAAAAUAUUCUUUCAAGGGGCCACUACGUUUUCGAUCCCUGCAUUGCACCGAAUGGUAGAGAAGCACUAGAAGAGUUGAAAAAAAAAAUGAAAACUAGUCAAGGGAUCACUUUUCAUCGCGUCUAACAAUUCACUAAAGUGGCCACUUUCCGGUGUCUAAUAAUUCACUUAAGUGGCCACUUUCAUGCGUCCAAAAAUUCACUGAAGUGACUACUUUCUCGCGUCUUAGAAUCCCCUAAAGUGACCCCCUUCCCGCGUCUAAAAAUUCACUAAAGUGGCCACUUUCUCGUUUCUAACAGUUCACUGAAGAGGUCACUUUCUUGAGUCAAAAAAUUUGCGAAAGUGACCACUUUCUAGCGUCUAAAAAUCAUUGAAGUGAUCCCUUUCUAGCGUCUGACAAUUCCCUAAAGUGACCACUUCCUUAUAAAUUCUCAACUCCGCCCCCGUAAUACUUAUAGUGCAAAAAAGUGACGAGUUUCGGUUCCUCGUGGGCGUUCCAAGACCAAAAAGCAACAAAAUCUGAGUGGCUACUUAAGGGCUCGACUUCUGGCGAGCGUCUGCGAGGCUCCGCCCCCCGACAGCCUCAAUCACGUCGGCGAUCUCGACCGCUUCAUCGUUUGAAGCUUUUGAACUUAUAUAUUAUUUAAUUUCAACUACCGACCUCAAUAAAUUAUUACCUAUAAUAUGAGCAAUAUUGUGCAAUAAUCAGAAAAAAGUUGAAAUUUCGGAGUUUUCUCUUCUUCAUUUCUUUGAUGAGCAAUAAUAAACUUUAUAUUGAAAAAAUUCUUGAAAAAUGCUGUAACAUGAGCAAUAGCCUUAGAUUAGCUCCGCCCAUUCAGGAAAAAUAAGAAAAAUAUCGAAAAAAUGGGUCAUCUCUCUAAUCUGAGCAACAUGAACGUCAUCGAAAAUUCUAAAUUUGCGCAAAUAUUUUUUAAAUUUUGCUUUUUUUUCACGUGAUAAAUCAUGCUCAAAAUAAUAAAUCAAGUUUUUCUUAUCACUAUUUUUCUCAAGGUUUUAAAAUUCACGUGAUUUUUUGGUGAUAUCUUAAGGUUCAUUAAUGAUCCUUAAUCACUUAUUUUUUUGACAAAUCUGGGAAUUUUUUUUUUUUUAGAAGGAUCAAAAAUCAUUACGAAAAAAAUAUAAAAUUGGAAAAGUUAACAAUUUUUUUGGAGUAAACUGGAACUUUUUAGUAAGAAUUCGAAAAUUUUUUUAGCUCAAGGGUUACAUACAAAAAAACCAAAGACUUCUUAAGGGACUACUUGGAGCGAUCAUAAAAAAAUCGAAGUGACGACUUAAGUGAUCCGAAAAAAAUUUUUGUUUUUUUACGCAUUCUCCCAGCUUAAAAAAAUCGAAUAGUUUCUCAAGAUCCCUCAAGUGGACCCUCAGUCUUUUCUUCGAGUCAAGUAGGCACUUGAGGAGUCGAAAAAGUGUCCUCUUAAGAACUUUUUCUUCCUAGAAAGUCUGAAUAGUCAUUUAGGACCAAUUAUAUUUGAUUUUCGUGUCGCAAAAAUCAAAAAAUCUCAAAAAUCAGCUUUUUCCAGACCUUCUUAAGAUUGAAACUCAUUACUUCAAAAAUUAAUCCAAAGAUCAACUUAUCCCCUUAUCAUAAUCACCUUAUCAGUUGGGGCCAUUUAUUUACGUUCAAGCCCUUUUUUUCAUUGUUUGGCAUCUAAAACUGUCUGUGAAUGCGGCCUCCUUAUCACUAUACGAUUGGCAAUAUAUUCAUUUUCCUUUUUCUAAUUGGCCCUAUCUCCGCUUUACAGUCCGUUUUCGCUUGGAAUAUUGUUAGUGACGUCAUAAAAUGAGUAAAAGUGACGUCAUCUUUCACACUUUUUCAGUCGAUUGGAAUUCCGUUUUACGGUUUUUUUUUGGACUUAAAGUUCGUCGUGACGUCAUAAAAAUGAGUGAAAAUGACGUCAUUCUUCAAAUUUUCUCUAACCGGCCGUGUUUCCGUUCUACAGCCCAGUCUCCCUAAAAAAUACUGUUAAUGACGUCAUAAAAAUAUGUAAAAGUGACGUCAUUCUUAAAUUUUAAUGUCCAGCCACCCGUAUUUCUUUUAGUACAAUGACGUCAUCAAAAUUAUUCAAAAUGACGUCAUUUUUCUUUUUUUGGUUACAGUAACCCUCCUUAAAAUUGAUUGCUGCAAAAAUAAGCCGAAAAGUGACGUCAUCGCAAUUAAAAUGUGUUUUUAUGACGUCACUUCAUCCUUAUUAAAACUCAUGACGUCACUUUAUCAUAUUUUGGACCUAUGACGUCACUAAAUCCUAUUUGAAACUUAUGACGUCAUUUUAUUAUAUUUGAACUCAUGACGUCAUUAAAUCCUAUUUCAAACUUAUGACGUCAUUUUAUUAUAUUUGAACUCAUGACGUCACUAAAUCCUAUUUCGAACUUAUGACGUCAUUUUAUUAUAUUUGAACUCAUGACGUUACUGUAUCUUAAACUUAUGACGUCAUUUCACAAAAAUUUUCAAAACCUUGUAAAAAACUUUUUCAUAGUCCCAGGUCCUACCUACUUCCUUUUACUCACGUUAAACUUAUUAAAUGACGUCAUUUCCUCGGCAUUGUCCAUAGAGCGCACAAAAAACGCCGAGUUCAUUGUCCGGAGGCUCUAUUGUGGAACUGGAAGCCACGCCCACAAUCUUGGAGUUCCAAAAUCUUCCUCUCAAUUUUCUUCCUUUUCGAGCAGUUUUUUUUUCUCAAAGAAUUCCCGGCUCAUUAAAUUCUCUUCAUAAAAAUUUCAUCGAAGACCCGAGUUCCAUAUUUUCAGCCUAUUUUUCACUUCUUCGGCCAGCAAAUGCGAUUUUUCCUGGUUUUUUUCAUCGUCACUCUGUUCAUCUCUUUCACCAACGCCCAGCGAGUUUUCGAUCUUCUCGAUGAGAAAGUCAAGUGAGUUUUCGCGAAAAUUCGAAAUUUUCACAGUUAAAACAAAAAAAGUGAUGAAAAAUACAAAAAAUCUGAGCGCGACAUGGGAAAGUGGGCGGGGCUUGCCUGCAAUCGCCGCGCGGUUUACCUCGUUCAGCUCAUUUUUCAUUUUUUUACAAGUUUCAAAUUACUCGGACCUCCUGAUUUUAUUGUAUAAUUAUUUCUUCAAUUUCUAAAAUUUAUUUAAAAAAUAUAGGUACCGAUUAAUUCAAAAGCUCAAAAAAAAGUGGGCGGGGCUUGCAAAUGGUGCACACUUUUCAAGAUCCCACUUGGAAAAAAAGUCCCAAAUUCCAGCCCUGAAGACGUCCAACAAGUCCAAGAAGGCGCUCUCGAAAAUGCGAGGCCAGAUUUCGAUAAUUUUGAAAGGUAGUCAAGUGGCUUGAGUGAUAGUCUGUGAGUCGUGGGCUUGUUGGUUCGAGUCCUCGGGACGGGAAACGGCAAAAACCAGCCUACAGUACCUUAUUACAGUACGAUGCAAGGCGCCGGUCAGCCGUACCACCGGAAAAUGUACAUGAACGCUUUCCGGGGCCCUUCAAGCCUACUGGACAUCCUCCGUCGUGAUUAUUGA
Caenorhabditis auriculariae is the source of this 10818-nucleotide messenger RNA. NCBI's taxonomy places the organism in Eukaryota, Metazoa, Nematoda, Chromadorea, Rhabditida, Rhabditidae. The record is from the annotation of a GenBank genome assembly.